Ostertagia ostertagi is the source of this 633-nucleotide messenger RNA. NCBI's taxonomy places the organism in Eukaryota, Metazoa, Nematoda, Chromadorea, Rhabditida, Trichostrongylidae. The record is from the annotation of a GenBank genome assembly.
AUGGCAGAAGCGGUGGAGGAUAUUGUGCAGCAAAUUGAAGUGCACAUUGCAGGACAACAGAUGUCCGAGACGGUCGCCGCCGAGCAGAUGGCAGUCGAUGAGAAUUUUAGCGAUGCGGAGCUUGAAGAGCUCAAAGGAGCUUUUUCUCUCAAAUAUCUAAGGCAUUGUUGGUCUGAUAGCGAAUUGGAAACACUAUUUAAAACUAAGUUGGCCGAGAAGGCCAAGGCCCAGUAUGAGGCAUUACCCAGGGAGGUAAGGAGAUGCACCUUCGGAGAGGUGAUGCGGGCGAUGUCUGAGGCAUACAAGGACGAAGAGGAUAGUAGCCUCGAAAGGCUGUCAGCAGAUGCAUACCCGGAGCUCGACAAUGUCGCAUUGGCAACUACAAGGGCGCAGCAACUUUAUGAGCAGAUGGUACACUGGCCAGAGUCAUACCAUUUGUUGGUAGCCAUGGAGGCGACAGGAGCGGAUGCAUACGCCAAUCUCAAGGAGACCGCAAUGCGAAUUGAACGGAGAAAACUUACACUCGAAAAUGCUAAGGAGUCUGUGGCGUUAAAGGAAGCAGAAAUGCGUCAGAGGGCAAACAAAGGUGAUAGGAACCGAGGCGCAGAGUUCAGCAGAGAUAACCGUGUCUGA